CUCUCUCUCUGUCAUCUUUCGACCUCGUCGGUGCAGCAGCACUCACUCCAAGAAUGCCUGGACAGCGGUCACCACCGGUAUGGUCCCCCGCCAACGUGACCCAAUGGGAGGCCCCCACGUUCGGGGCAGCAGCUCGCUUCCGUGUAGGCGCCACAGCUCUCCUGUUUGUCGUGGCCGCCACUGGCAACCUAGCGCUGAUGGCCAGUGUGUGCGGCGUGCGCAGCCGCCGUCAUUCGGCCUCUCGUCUGCGACCGCUCAUGGUCAGCCUGGCAUCGGCUGACCUGAUGAUGACUUUUGUGGUGAUGCCUCUGGAUGUAGUGUGGAAUGCCACGGUGCAGUGGUACGGGGGUGAUGCCUUGUGUAAGCUGCUCAGCUUCCUGAAACUGUUGGCCAUGUACGCUUCGGCCUCGGCGUUGGUGGUCAUCGGCCUGGACCGCCAUCGUGCCAUUGUGCGGCCGCUGCGUGCUCUAAGUGCUCGUUGGAGAAAUAGACGCAUGUUGGCGCUGGCCUGGAGCCUCAGUCUGCUGCUUGCUGCGCCACAGCUGUUUGUGUUUGGCGCGGUGGAGGCGGGCGAGGUGGGCGAUGACUUCACUCAGUGUGCAACGCACGCCACUUUCAGCGUCCGUUGGCAGGAAACUCUCUACAACAUGUUCCACUUCAGCACCUUGUACGCGAUCCCCCUGCUGGUGAUGAGUUGCUGCUAUGGCCACAUCAUGCUUCAUAUCAACAACACGCACAUGAGGGACAAAGGUAAACUGCGUCGCAGCAGCAGCGACGGGAUCUCCAAGGCCAGGAUGAACACGCUGAAGAUGACCGUGGUCAUCGUGCUGUCCUUUGUGGUGUGCUGGACGCCAUACUACCUGCUGGGGGUGUGGUACUGGUUCCAGCCCGAAGUGGUCGACUUCACGCCCGAAUACAUCCACCACAGUCUCUUCCUCUUCGGGAACCUCAACACCUGCUGUGACCCGCUCAUCUACGGCUUCUACACACCCUCCUUCAGGGCUGACCUGGCUGCCUGCUGCCGCGCUGACCGGCGGGAACCGGCUGCCGCCGACUUCACGCUCCCCGUCCCCCACGCCCAGAAUGAAGGGGAAGGACAAAGAAGGCUGCCGAGUUCUCAUAUCCACAAGGGCGGGGAGGGAACUCAUCCUGGCGCUCCACCGACAACUUAUGGAGAACGCCAAGCGUGACCACGUAUAUUAAGAAGCCUGAAGAUCACAAGAUGGACAACAGGAAGAGGCCUGGGGUUUUCCUUCCUGCAAGUGUCCUCUAGCUGCCACCAUGAUAAACCAUCUGUAAUGUGUUUUUUUUCAUGUGCAAAAUGGCAAUCUAUAAUGUUCUACUGAUAAAAACAACAGUUUGUGCAUCAUGAUUAA
This is a messenger RNA of Hippocampus comes (tiger tail seahorse), 1376 nucleotides long. RefSeq names its product gonadotropin-releasing hormone II receptor-like. Gene Ontology annotation, biological process: G protein-coupled receptor signaling pathway; cellular response to hormone stimulus. The transcript has 3 exons. The record is from RefSeq and is a predicted model, not a curated record. Gene Ontology annotation, molecular function: peptide binding; G protein-coupled receptor activity; protein-hormone receptor activity. Lineage: Eukaryota; Metazoa; Chordata; Actinopteri; Syngnathiformes; Syngnathidae. The coding region runs from base 54 to 1190 and encodes 378 amino acids. Gene Ontology annotation, cellular component: plasma membrane.